Molecule: messenger RNA, 7143 nt
Organism: Sorex araneus (European shrew)
Lineage: Eukaryota; Metazoa; Chordata; Mammalia; Eulipotyphla; Soricidae
Gene: ITGB3
Product: integrin subunit beta 3
Exons: 15
Coding region: 30-2390 (786 amino acids)
Biological process (GO): integrin-mediated signaling pathway; cell adhesion mediated by integrin; cell migration
Cellular component (GO): focal adhesion; cell surface; integrin complex
Molecular function (GO): fibrinogen binding; fibronectin binding; integrin binding
Source: RefSeq, a predicted model, not a curated record
GGCGCAGCGCGGCGGCGGCGGCUGCGGAGAUGCGGGCGCGGCCGCUGGGGGCGGCGGCGCUGGGCGCGCUGGUGCUGGGCGCGCUGGCUGCCGCGGGCGCGGGCCCCAACAUCUGCGCCAGCCGGGGCGUGAGCUCCUGCCAGCAGUGUCUGGCUGUGAGUCCCAUGUGCGCCUGGUGCUCGGAUGAGGCCUUGCCUCCCGGCUCACCCCGCUGUAACCUGAAGGCGAAUCUGCUGAAGGAUAAAUGUGCCCCGGAGUCCAUCGAGUUCCCGGUCAGCGAGGCCCACAUCCUGGAGGCCAGGCCCCUCAGCGACAAGGCCUCCGGAGACAGCUCCCAGGUCACUCAAGUCAGUCCUCAGAGGAUUGCUCUCCGUCUCCGGCCAGAUGAUUCCAAGAGUUUCUCCGUCCACGUCCGGCAGGUGGAGGAUUACCCUGUGGACAUCUACUACUUGAUGGACCUGUCGUACUCCAUGAAGGAUGAUCUGGGGAGCAUACAGAACUUGGGGACCAAGCUGGCUUCCCAGAUGCGCAAACUCACAAGUAACCUGCGGAUUGGCUUUGGGGCCUUUGUGGACAAGCCUGUGUCACCGUACAUGUACAUCUCCCCACCAGAGGCCCUCAGAAACCCUUGCUAUGACAUGAAGACCACCUGCUUGCCCAUGUUCGGCUACAAGCACGUGCUGACGCUCACUGACCAGGUGACCCGCUUCAACGAGGAGGUGAGGAAGCAGAGUGUGUCACGGAACCGCGAUGCCCCUGAGGGGGGCUUUGAUGCCAUCAUGCAGGCGACAGUGUGUGAUGAGAAGGUUGGCUGGAGGAACGACGCUUCCCACUUGCUGGUGUUCACCACUGAUGCCAAGACUCACAUCGCCCUGGAUGGGAGACUGGCGGGUAUCGUCCAGCCCAAUGAUGGGCAGUGCCAUGUGGGCAGAGACAACCAUUACUCUGCCUCCACAACCAUGGAUUAUCCUUCUCUGGGGCUAAUGACCGAGAAGCUAUCCCAGAAAAACAUCAAUCUGAUCUUUGCGGUGACUGAGAACGUAGUCAAGCUCUACCAGAACUACAGCGAGCUCAUCCCGGGGACCACGGUGGGGGUGCUGUCUGCCGAUUCCAGCAACGUGCUCCAGCUCAUCGUGGAUGCUUACGGGAAAAUCCGCUCUAAAGUGGAGCUGGAAGUGCGUGAUCUCCCGGAGGAGCUGUCUCUGUCCUUCAACGCCACCUGCCUCAACAACGAGGUCAUUCCUGGCCUCAAGUCUUGCGUUGGACUCAAGAUCGGAGACACGGUGAGUUUCAGCAUCGAGGCCAAGGUGCGCGGCUGCCCCCAGGAGAAGGAGAAGUCCUUCACCAUCAAGCCCGUGGGCUUCAAGGACAGUCUCACCGUCCAGGUCACCUUUGACUGUGACUGUGCCUGCCAGGCCCAGGCAGAGCCUUCCAGCCAGCGCUGCAACAACGGCAACGGGACCUUUGAGUGCGGGGUGUGCCGCUGUGCGCCCGGCUGGCUGGGGUCGCAGUGUGAGUGCUCCGAGGAGGACUAUCGUCCUUCCCAGCAGGACGAGUGCAGCCCCCGCGAGGGCCAGCCUGCCUGCAGCCAGCGGGGCGAGUGCCUCUGUGGCCAGUGCGUCUGCCACAGCAGUGACUUUGGCAAGAUAUCGGGCAAGUACUGCGAAUGUGACGACUUCUCCUGCGUCCGCUACAAGGGAGAGAUGUGCUCAGGCCAUGGCCAGUGCAGCUGUGGGGACUGCCUGUGUGACUCGGACUGGACGGGCUACUACUGCAACUGCACCACGCGCACCGACACCUGCAUGUCCAGCCACGGCCUGUUGUGCAGUGGCCGCGGCAAGUGUGAGUGUGGCAGCUGUGUGUGCAUCCAGCCGGGCUCCUACGGGGACACCUGCGAGAAGUGUCCCACCUGCCCUGAUGCCUGCACCUUCAAGAAGGAGUGUGUGGAGUGUAAGAAGUUUGACCGAGGAGUCCUGCACGAGGAAAACACCUGCAGCCGUUACUGUCGUGACGAGAUCGAGCCUGUGAAAGAGCUCGGGGACACUGGCAAGAAUGCAGUGAAUUGUACCUACAAGAACGAGGAUGACUGCGUCGUCAGAUUCCAGUAUUAUGAAGAUUCCAGUGGAAAGUCUGUCCUGUACGUGGUGGAAGAACCAGAGUGUCCCAAGGGCCCCGACAUCCUGGUGGUCCUCCUGUCAGUGAUGGGCGCCAUUCUGCUGAUUGGCCUUGCGACUCUGCUCAUCUGGAAGCUCCUCAUCACCAUCCAUGACCGGAAGGAGUUUGCUAAAUUUGAAGAAGAGCGAGCUAGAGCAAAAUGGGAUACAGCUAACAACCCACUGUACAAACAGGCCACAUCGACCUUCACCAACAUCACCUACCGGGGCACCUAAUGGCAAGCAGUCAUUCUCAGACAUAUCAGCGGGUCCCAGGAUUGUGGAAGUCGCUGCUGUCAUGUUUACAGAGGAAGAUAUCUGGGGGGUGGGACUGGGGACUUGGGCUGGGGUGGGCUGGAUGAAUGUCUGCAUGUAGAAGUUUGGGUCUUUGUGUGCAAGCGCGUGUGUGUGAGAGAGAGUGUGCUGCGUGUGAGGGAAUGUGUAAUUUAAACUUGUGAUGUGUCCUGGAUAAACAGGGCUCCUCAGCCUUUGUCCUCAGAACACCUUCUUCAGGGAUUCUUCCUGCUGAACCUGAGGGUCACCUGUGCAGUCACUCAGGUGGUCUCUGUUACCUCAGCCAGACGUCAGCUUUCCUUCUUGGGCCACGCUCCCUGAACAGAAGGGCGGGUCUGAGGCCUCUCAUGCCCAAGGAAGGGAUUCCAAGCCUGGACUCUCCCCUCAGUUUAAGGCUCUUGGGCCUGACUCUCAGCCACUCUGGUAGAAACUCUGGUGCCGCCUUGUGUCAUCUGGACCACUCGCUCCUUUCCUUUCCCUCAGAUCGAGAGGGAGGUCGGAGCCGGGCUGCCUGUGCGCCUUCUGGUGCAGCAUGGUUCUCUCAUCAGGGGAGACUUUGCUCCCCAAGUUCUUGGUCUGUUGGGAGUGAGGAAUGCAGAGCCAGCUGGGGGCUGUAAUGGCCAGGGACAUUGGACCAGGGUCCCUCAGUAAAGAAAGCCCUUCAGAGUUGCCCCCACAGGCAACUCUGGAGGUUUGUUUAGAAGAAGUACAUCACCCCGAGACCAGCACCACCUCCUUACCUCCUGCUUUCACACCCUCACUGCUGUGGAUAUUUGCUACACACUGGGAAAUUCUCUCACGAUCUUAGCAAUGUUUUUCCUCCCAAAGAGAGUUCUCUAGGUGGAGGCAGGAGCUGGUCCUACCCUUCAGGCAUUCUGCCUCUUGUCCAAGGCACUCCCCACAGACAACCCUGUUUCUAUGUGCUGGAUUCAUCCAUGGGGUUAUUUAUCUACCUCUUGGGUAUCUUGUGAAGGAAUCAUUCCCAUGGGUCUCUGAAUCUUCUGGGCCUGAAUACUAGGGUAGAAUAGCGGACCAGCUGUAUCAGCAUGAAUGAGUGUCUCCGAUGAAUGGGGCGAACUCAUUUCCAUUCAGUCUUUAGAGGCCACAAGUGAAAUUUGACUUCCUUUUUCUCACCGGGUUAUCUCACUGGAUUUAUGAUAAAGCCUAAUCUAAAGGAAUAUGGACAUUCUGUUUGGAAUUUAUUGGAUACUGAGGAAAGACAGUAUAAAAAGUCGUGCAGAGUUAGUCUGAUGAAGGUCCUCCCACUUGACAUCUUUCAUAGUAGAUUGCUGCCCUGUUUUGGGCUCCUAAGGGUUUUGAUGUCCAAAUGAUGAUGGGGUGGAUAUAUGGACAGGGUCGACCUUCUCUGAGGUAGAAGGAAAUAACUAUUCAUUUAGAUUAUUUUUCAGUGCUGGGAAUAAAACCUAGGUCUUCACACAUGUGCUUUACCAUUGUACCACAUCCUUGGCCCACUGUUCUUUAUUUGCUAGCAAGAACAGCUGCCUUGUUCGCAUUUACAUUGUCCAACAUUAACACCCCUAUCGCCCACUUUCCCACCAAGAAAGAAGGAAGAAUCUCCAAACUGUUUGAUGAUCAGGAAUUAUAAAUUCUGGGCCCAGGAUUGCAGCCAAAAAAACCAUUUGACUUUAGGCAAGUCACUUUCUUCUCUCCAGGACCCAGUUUCCUGGUCUAAUAAAGGAUAGGUUUGGUUCCGCCCAUCUAGGAAGUCUUUUUCUUUUUUCUUUUUCUUUCUUUCUUUUUCUUUUCUUUUCUUUUUUUUUUUUUCCUUUUUGGGUCACACCCGGCGAUGCACAGGGGUUACUCCUGGCUCUGCACUCAGGAAUUACUCCUGGCGGUGCUCAGGGGACCAUAUGGGAUGCUGGGAAUCGGACCCAGGUUGGUUGCGUGCAAGGCAAACACCCUACCCGCUGUGCUAUUGCUCCAGCCCCCUAGGAAGGCUUUUUCAGUAUCAGUAUCCUGAGAUGCUCAGAGCUGCUGCAGCAUCAGCCAUGCAGUCAGGAUUCUGUGGGAUGUCGAAAACAAUUUUUAGUUGGGAGAUCAAGAGAUAUGGCAUUGACAAGAGCAGAUGUAAUUCAAUGUCAUCUUUCUCAAUAAAAUGACCUCAGUCGGGAGGGACAAUAAUAUGUACAGCAGCUAGGGCACUUGCCUUGCAGGUGAGUUUGAUCCCGGCAUCCUUUAUGGUCCCCUGAACACCAUCAGGACUAAUCCCUGAGUGCAGAGCCAGGAGUAAGCCCUGAGCACCAUAAUGCAUGGCCUAAAAACCAAAAAGGGGGAAAAAUGCUUCAUUGUUGCCUCUCUCAGAAUCCCUUCUUUAAUUUUCAUCUCUGGAUGUGGCACUUAAGCUCCACUUUGUUGUUAUUGUUUCAUUCACUUUGCACAUAUUUCACCCACAUAUUAAGGAAGAGGCAUACAAAAGUAGCUAACAUGUAUGUUCUGUGUCCAUGUGUUAGCAUUGCCAAUAAACCUUGGAAUUAGAAAUGGCCAGGUGACGGAGAAUCUCACUCAUGAAUUGUUCUCACAGUAGGAGUCAUCGUGGGUAGAUAGUGGUAGGAGGGAUGAACUUGAAUCCAAGAAACUUGGAACCUAAUUAUGACUUUCAGCUACUGAGAAAAGACAAGUGUCUGUUAGAGGGACAGUUAGACAUUUUAAAGAUAUGAUUCCAUGAAGAAAUGCCAUCAAAGGAGGGAGAACCCAUUUUCAAAGGAUAUGGUGCUAUCAGUAGGAAUCUCAUCUGACCAUCUAGAUGAAGUUCAUGGCCUUGAAAACCAGUACACUGUCUACAUUUGGAGAGAAAAUGUAGCAUUGUAAGAGCAAAUAACUUUGGUCAGUUUGGGCAUCGUGUAGGCUGAACCUCUAAAUAGUGUUUUGGCAUCAGACAACACAGCCCAAAGAGAUUAUUUGUGCCCCAGCGUUUUGGGAAAUAAAUUGUGUUCGUUCUCAGGGUCUGUGGACAAUUAUAGGAAACUUUAGAACGUACCUGACAAGUAGUAAUAUAUGGAGUUGGUUCUUAAACUCUUAGACAUUUCUAGACCAUCUGUGAUUUCAACAUACUUCCCUUUGUAAAGUAUUCCUGGUUGAAAUGACUUAAGUGACUUCCUAGCCACCUCCCUGCUUAGUUGUGCAACAGUGAAUUAAAUGUGCUUUUCCAAAAAGAAUUGGCCUACGGCUCCCUGGUGUUUCCUGUGUUGUUAUUUCGGUUUCCUUUGGGUGAAAAGAAUAAGUGUCAUUGCCUCACAAAUGACUAUUUUAGAACAAGCAUGUUUUCAAAUGAAUGAUGAUGACUACGGGAACUGAACUUAGUUUCAGAACCCAGAGCCUUUCUUUAGACUUGAAUAAUAUUUUUAAAAUAAGUAGAUUAUCCCUGUUCUAAGAAUCAAGAGCUUUUUAUUUAAAAAAAAAAAAAAGGGCAUUAGUAAUGUUUUCUCAAUAGAACACAGUUGAUUUGGCAUAGGUUUUGUUUGCAGAAAGAAUAGCAUCAGUAAAAUAAAGACUCAAUGGCAAAUUAUUUACAGGACUGCUUGAAGGCUCAGCUUUUAUUUAAGACAUGUCUCAAAAGUGUGGUCCCAGGACCAGCCUUGGAAUACCAACAGUAUGACUUUCGGCUGGGAACUUGUUAGGAAUGUAAAUUCCCACAACGACAGAAUUAGAAACUCUGGGGCUGUGGCUCAGUCAUCGUAUUUUAAUAAACCUUCCUGGUAAUUCCGAUGCAUGUUUAAGUUUGAGAACAACUGGUUUAAGGAGUUACUUAUAUUUCUUCCUGGUCUAGAAACAAGUUUACAGUAAGCCAAAUCAGUUCUUAAAGAGUUAAGGAUGCAAUUUGGUUUAUAGAUUAAGAAAACCAAAUAUCAAUGCACACAAAAUGAAAAUCUACGUUUGAUCUAUUUUCCAAGUAAAAUGAUCAUAGGCUGCUUGGGUUCACUCGCCGCCACAAAUUCCCAUGAAACACCAAAAAAAGUAAUAGAUCAAAAUCUCAGUGAGAAAUAGCUAGCGGAAUACUUGGCAGGCACCUAAGAAAACCUUUUAUGUGAAUCAAGUUGAAGCAAGAAAAUAUUCUCCCAGCAUUUAUUCACAGGAGUUGGGAUCAAAAUCUUAAUGAUUAACUGCCCAGAAUAUGACUUUUGAAUUUAUAACUUCCAUUUCUUGCUAUUUAAAAUUUAUUGUGCACUGACAGUAUAGGACUUUUGAAGCACUUUACAGAACUCUCCUCAUUUCCGAGUUUUAUAUUCCUGGCAUGAUGUGUCACUGCAGUGCAUGACAUCAUGAAAAGAAUAUGUGAACAUAGGCUGAGUCUUUUGUGUGAAUUUUCCCUAAGAUUUGCGGUGUUUUAUUUACAUUCUGAUAAUGAUAAUUGAUGGCUAAAUAGAGGGCUUUAUGUGGAAAUGAAAAGCUAUAUGUCAAGUUAUAUUUGUUAUCCUUUAACUCUUGGGCUCUGUAGUCUGAACUCUAGUAACCACUAUCUAAUGAUCUCUGGGACCAAUUAUAAGCACAUUGUCUUGGAAUCAGAUUGCACUAAUUUUUCCACUAAUGUUAAGAAACAAAAGCAUAUGCUUUGCAAGUAAACCAUUUUAUACCAACUGAAAACAUUUCUAUUUGGUUUUGUAAUAUAUAUCAGCACAUAAUAUUACACAUACAUUAAUUCCUAGAGUAUAGAUCCCUAAUUUGUUUUUGUUUGAUU